GGGCGGUGGGGGCCAGUCUGCCCCCUCCGAGCCCACCCAGGUGGCCAUGGACAGCCAGUCCAGGAGGAGCUCAGCACUGGGGCCGAAGGGACGUGGGACACAGCCUGGGAUGGAGACCGGCAAGGGGACUGCAGGGUCUGGCUCCCUGGGGAUGCAAGCAGGGACACAGGGGGAACCAGCGACCCCUGUGAAGUUGUCAGGCGCUCCCUCUGAUCACACGAGGUCUAUUGGUGCCGGCGCCACCACCCCGGGGAUGCAGCCAGGAUCACGGGGCACCCAGGCCACCACCCGCCUGGGGACACAGCCAGGGGCCCCUGACACCCAGGCCAGCACCUCGGGGAUGCAGCCAGGAUCCCCUGGGACCCACACCACCACCCCUGGGGUGCAGCCUGCGUCCUCCAGAUCCCAAGCCACCAUCCCAGGCGAUGCCCAAGAGCUGGCCAAGCCCUGGGGCUCCACCAGCACCUCCAGCUACGAGUCGGAGAUGCGGGAGGUUCUCUCACAGGUUGGGCAGCUCGGCAACGUCUACGCUGGUCUGAAGGAGGAGGUGGAACAGCUUAAAUCUACAAAAGCAGAACGUGCAGAUCUUGAGAACGUGCGCCAGCUUUUCCCAAAGGGAGGUCGGCAGAGCAUCACCAGCAUCCUGGCCGACCUCAAGUGCCAGAUGUCCUUCCUACAAGACAUGGCCAGGGCCCUCCACGGGGAGGAGGAGAAGGUGAGCCGGCAGCAGUCCCCGAGGGGCUGCGGGGAUGCCAGUUUGGGCAGGGAGGGGGCAGCCGAAGGGUCCCCGUGCCGGAAUGACACAGGGGGCUGUGCCCUCACCGCCCCCACUGCCGUUCCCAGAUCAGCAAGGUGGAGGAUGCUCCCAGAAAGAUGAGGGGGGCUGGAGCCGGCAGAAAAGCAGACGGCAGCGGCCAGAUGACCCGACAGCCGCGGUAAAAGGAUGGGAGAGGGUUUCCUACCCCGCAGGGCUGCGAGGGAGCCUGGGGUCUGGGAGCAUCCCAGUUUGGGGUCCGAGGGACACCCCCACGAAGGCUAAGCCUGCCCCUGCCCCCGUCUCGCUGGCCAGGCCCAAGGGACAGAAGGUCAAGGCAGAGCGCAAGGAGCUGGGGAAGCAGCAGGAGCCGACCCAGGCCGAGCUGGAGCAGUUUGCGGCUGAGUACGUGAAUAACUUGGUGAGGGAGACAGCGCAGCAGCUGCAGGCAGAGCAGCCGGACGAGCCGAGGGUGACGGUGCAGAGCGGGGGACACGAGCACGCAGGGUGCCACUUCUGCAGCCCGGACACCAGGGUGCUGCUGGGGAAGCUCCUCCAGCGCUGCAAGAAGCUCGAGGAGCAGGUGGAGUCCCUGGCCCAGAAGGCGGGCGGCAAGGUGGAAAAUUAUCCAAAGUGGAGGAGACAGUCCCUGCAGCACGACGAGCAGAUCAAGUGCCUCCAGGCCAGCAUCAUGCAGCUCCAAAAGGACUAUGAGAAGUUCAGCUCGGCCCUUGCAAACCUCCAGCAGGAUCGCCAGCAGGAGCAGAAUGACAUCAAGGCUCUGUCCCAGGCCCUGGAGAGAAUCAAGAAGCAGAAAGCAGACAAGGAGGAGCUGCUGGUGCUGGGAAUCGAUGAGAAAGCAGACAAAGACAAAGUCAGUCGCAGCCAGUUUGAGGCGUGCGUGGAGCAGCUGAACAAGGUGAUGGAGGAGGUGACGGUCCAGGAGAAGUUCUUGCACCGGUUCCAGCAAGAGCUCCAGAGGCAGAUGGACUGCAAGCUGGACCGCCGGGAGCUGGGGGCAUUCCAGCAGCAGCAGGAGGAGCGGUGGAAGAGCCUCAGCGGGCAGCUCCAGGAGAAGGCGCUGAAGCCAGAGCGUGACAGUGCCGCUGGGAUUAGGAAGCAGCUGCUGCCUGGUUUCCAUUGCCUGUCCUGUGACCGGCCCCUCAACAUGCUGGCGUCUGGACCGUGAGUAACU
Messenger RNA from Columba livia (rock pigeon), 1949 nucleotides. Its product is annotated as glutamine-rich protein 2-like. The record is from RefSeq and is a predicted model, not a curated record. The transcript has 8 exons. Bases 750 to 1943 code for a protein of 397 amino acids. NCBI's taxonomy places the organism in Eukaryota, Metazoa, Chordata, Aves, Columbiformes, Columbidae.